Molecule: messenger RNA, 3245 nt
Organism: Corythoichthys intestinalis (scribbled pipefish)
Lineage: Eukaryota; Metazoa; Chordata; Actinopteri; Syngnathiformes; Syngnathidae
Product: WD repeat-containing protein 48
Exons: 18
Coding region: 42-2084 (680 amino acids)
Biological process (GO): double-strand break repair via homologous recombination
Molecular function (GO): ubiquitin binding
Source: RefSeq, a predicted model, not a curated record
AGAAAAGGUAGCAUCACAUGAAUUGACUGUCAACAUGCAAGAUGGCCACGCAUCAUAGGCAGAAUGCUGCUGGGCGGAGAAAAGUACAGGUUUCUUACGUCAUCCGGGAUGAGGUGGAGAAAUACAACAGAAAUGGGGUGAAUGCCCUCCAACUAGACCCUGCGUUGAAUCGACUCUUCACUGCUGGAAGGGACUCUAUUAUCCGGAUAUGGAGUGUCUACCAGCAUAAAGUAUUGAAUCAGGAUCCAUACAUUGCAUCAAUGGAGCAUCAUACAGAUUGGGUCAAUGACAUAGUACUCUGUUGCAAUGGAAAAACAUUGAUAUCUGCUUCCUCGGAUACGACGGUUAAAGUAUGGAAUGCGCAUAAAGGGUUCUGUAUGUCGACGUUACGAACACAUAAAGACUAUGUGAAAGCCUUAGCCUAUGCUAAGGAUAAGGAGCUGGUGGCAUCGGCAGGACUUGACCGGCAGAUAUUUCUCUGGGAUGUCAAUACGCUUACAGCACUUACUGCUUCCAACAACACUGUCACCACUUCAUCACUCAGUGGGAACAAGGAUUCAAUCUACAGCCUGGCAAUGAACCAGAUGGGCACAGUGAUAGUGUCUGGAUCGACAGAAAAGGUACUGCGAGUGUGGGAUCCACGAACAUGUGCAAAACUGAUGAAGCUAAAAGGGCACACGGACAAUGUCAAAUCGUUACUUUUGAAUCGAGAUGGAACACAAUGUCUGUCAGGCAGUUCGGAUGGGACAAUUCGUCUAUGGUCCCUUGGUCAACAGCGAUGCAUUGCCACGUACCGUGUGCAUGAUGAAGGCGUUUGGGCACUGCAGGUCAAUGAGGCUUUCACACAUGUCUAUUCUGGAGGUCGAGACAAGAAGAUCUAUUGCACAGACCUGCGCAACCCAGACAUCCGUGUUCUCAUCUGUGAGGAGAAGGCCCCAGUGCUGAAAAUGGAACUGGACAGAUCUGCUGACCCACCUCCUGCUAUCUGGGUCUCCACCACCAAGUCAUCUGUUAAUAAAUGGUCUCUCAAGGGAAUGCACAACUUCAGAUCAUCAGGGGAGUACGAUAAUGACUGCAGCACCCCUUUAACCCCACUGUGCACACAGCCAGAACAAGUCAUCAAGGGAGGUGCCAGUAUUAUACAGUGCCACAUUCUGAAUGAUAAAAGACACAUACUAACCAAAGAUACCAACAACAACGUGGCUUUUUGGGAUGUUUUGAAGGCUUGCAAAGGUGAAGACUUGGGCAAAGUGGAGUUUGAUGAGGAGAUAAAAAAGCGCUUCAAGAUGGUUUACGUGCCAAAUUGGUUCUCAGUUGAUUUGAAAACUGGGAUGCUGACCAUCACUCUGGACGAGAGUGACUGCUUCGCUGCCUGGGUUUCCGCCAAGGACGCAGGGUUCUCAAGCUCUGACGGAUCUGACCCAAAAUUAAACCUGGGUGGACUGCUUCUUCAAGCUUUGCUAGAGUUCUGGCCAAGAACACGCAUCAAUCCAAUGGAUGAGGAAGAAAAUGAAGUAAACCAUGUGAAUGGAGAGCAGGAGAACCGUAUCCAGAAAGGAAAUGGAUAUUUCCAGGUGCCGCCACACACACCUGUUAUCUUCGGAGAAGCAGGGGGCAGAACUCUUUUUAGGUUGCUUUGUAGAGAUUCAGGCGGAGAGACUGAAUCGAUGCUGCUGAACGAGACUGUUCCUCAAUGGGUCAUUGACAUAACUGUAGAUAAAAAUAUGCCCAAGUUCAACAAAAUUCCAUUCUACCUCCAGCCUCAUUCAUCCUCUGGUGCAAAAACUCUGAAGAAGGACCGUCUGUCAGCCAGUGACAUGCUGCAGGUGAGGAAGGUGAUGGAGCAUGUGUACGAAAAGAUCAUCAAUCUGGACAACGAGUCUCAGACCACCAGUUCAUCUGCUAACGAUAAACCCGGGGAGCAGGAAAAGGAAGAAGACAUGGCCAUGCUAGCUGAGGAGAAGAUAGAGUUAAUGUGUCAAGACCAGGUUCUGGAUCCCAACAUGGACCUGCGAACAGUUAAACAUUUUAUUUGGAAAAGUGGCGGGGACUUGACACUUCACUAUAGGCAGAAGUCCACGUGAAAGUUAGAUUUGGAAAAAGCAAGAACUUUUUUUUUUUUAUUUCAUCAUUUGCCAAUCGUCUCCCAUCUGACAUAUAGUAGGUCUAUCCUGAAGUCCAGUCACGGUUAUCGGUUGUAGUAUCUGCAGGAUAUAUUUCCACGGAUGUGUCAUAGGGAACAUACCAGGCUGUGGCAGCCAAGAGAUGAGAUUAUUUUUUCGUUUUGUUUUUUAACAGUUUGAAGAAUGAAGUCAGUUUACUUUGCAGGACUAAAAACUUUUUUUUUUUUUUUUUUUUUUACAUAUUUGACUGCAAUGUUAUUAUGAACUGCUGUACAUGUUUGUGUGUACGUGUGUGCGUGUGCACGCAGAAUGUUAUAGUACAUUCCAGAUCUGUCCUUGUUCUAAAAAGACUCCACAGUGUCAAACAGUAUCUCCAUUUUGGAACCCCCAGGUUCUCUCGAAACAUCAGUCACUCAUCCUCACUUGAACAUAACCUCCACUGUGAUUGCGGCAGAGGUUGAACGUCGUCACGUUUGUCUUUCUCUUUUAUCUGUGCUGUUCUCAGUGAGCAGAAUGUUUCCAUGUCAACAUUGUGUACAAUAUUUUUGAUUUGAGUGACUUUUGAGGGGAAUGGUGGGUAUGCAUCAGCUUUCUUGUACAGUUUACUUAUACAGUACCAAGUUAUUUUUCCAAUUCUUUAAAGCACAUUCAUGGCUGUAACAUGACAUGGAUGAUGAAAAUGAGUUGUGUUCACCACAACCUGGAAAUAGCAGUUUACUCUUUAAGAAUGUUUGUAGUUGUCAAAAUCAUCUUAGAAAAAGGAAAUUAUAUAUAGUGAGAUUCUCACUGUCCUUGGGUAAUUAACAAUGGCCUUGGUCAAAACGAGAGCUGUUCCUAAUGUAUAGUUCAUUUAAAUAAGAGCAUAGUAAAAUAUUAUAUGGUUUGUCCUCACCAAAACAAAGUGGAGAGAAGAAAAAAACUCCCUUUCUCGGUAUUACCAAGCAGAACAGAUCUUUUUAUUGUAAACUUGGUGUUCGUUUAGUCACAAAGGCAGGCGCGAACACGAUAGGUCUGGUUGGCCAAAACCCCAAUUUGGUGAUGAAACUGUAAUAAUCUUUGUUGUAAUAAUUUGUGAAAUAUGUAUAUUUUAGGCUUCCAAAGAAAUAAAUUGGAAUGGUUUAA